AUGAAUAAACGUAAAUUGGAAAACAAUUCUCAUUUGGAGGUACUCCAAAAAAAAUUAAAAAAAUAUCAGCAUUUAAUUGAUCAGGAAAUGUCAUCAAAUUUAGUCGACGAUUCUGUUGAUAAUUCUUCAUCUGAGGACUCAGAUGUUGACGACCAAGAUCAGAGUAGUAAAUCUGAUAUUGAAAUGGAAAAUGCCUCAGAUAAAAACUUGAAGGCGUCAGUGGAGUUGCAGGAGACGAAGGGUUCUGAAGUUCCCACCCUCAGUGAAUCGGUGCUCCAAAUCCUGGGCUCGGAAAAGAGACUUUUAAAGGAUAAAUGUUUUGCACCCUGA
This is a messenger RNA of Chrysoperla carnea, 330 nucleotides long. RefSeq lists its product as uncharacterized. Lineage: Eukaryota; Metazoa; Arthropoda; Insecta; Neuroptera; Chrysopidae. The record is from RefSeq and is a predicted model, not a curated record. Bases 1 to 330 code for a protein of 109 amino acids. The transcript is spliced from 2 exons.